AUGCAAGGAGAAGAAGACGAGAUAUAUUUAUCACAUAGACAAGUUGUAGCAACUAUAAAUAAUUUCAUUUUAAAAAUUCAAUAUUUGAAAUCGAAUAUAAAACACGUACCAAUACUUGAUGACGAAACAGGUAAAUUUACUGGCUUUUUUAGACUGCACUAUAAAGAUUCCGAAGAACUAUUUCGUGAAGAAGACAAAGAAUUAUUCCGUAGUGGUGACGCUGCAAAAUCAAAAAAAGUUUAA
Molecule: messenger RNA, 243 nt
Organism: Dictyostelium discoideum AX4
Lineage: Eukaryota; Evosea; Eumycetozoa; Dictyosteliales; Dictyosteliaceae
Exons: 2
Coding region: 1-243 (80 amino acids)
Source: RefSeq, a predicted model, not a curated record